Messenger RNA from Hymenoscyphus albidus, 363 nucleotides. NCBI's taxonomy places the organism in Eukaryota, Fungi, Ascomycota, Leotiomycetes, Helotiales, Helotiaceae. The record is from the annotation of a GenBank genome assembly.
AUGGUGAUAUCAUAUAGUGCCAAGGAACUUGAACAUCUGGCAACACAUAACCUUAAUGUUCGACAGGUAAGUUGCCUUUAGUUGAAGCCGGAGAAGGUUCGUUUGAUAACCGAUGUCUCUCCACAGAUCAAGAAUACAAUACGUACAGCAAAUGCAUUAGCAAAUUAUGACAAGACAAGCUUGUCUAUUGCUCACAUACAGACAGUCCUUGAUAUUGGGAAAAAUUUCGAAAACGAUUUCAAGGGGACAGGAGUGACCGACAAUAUGGGGUCGUACUUGCAAAGGUUUUUGAUUAAGCGAAUAAGUGAAUAUGGUAGCUUUGGAAGUCACGGGGAGUGCUUGGACCACCUCUGUUGUAUGUAA